CUCAGACAUUGCUACCCGAUGGGACUGAAAACACACAUACAGACCCUUUUAUAGAAAGUGCAGUCCCUGUUAAAGAUAAUGUUGCUGAAACAGUAACAAUACCCCACCCAGCCGGGCACAAAGAUGACACAAAACUGCUUACCAACCCUGAUCUGAAAUCAGGAAUGGACACAGUGACACUAACAGAAACACACAAUAUACCAGACAGUAAUUCACAAGCUCAUACAGAUCAUCAUUUGAAACCUGCCACAGAUUCUAGUAAGCCCACAGACUUACAGCAUAAACAAAACACUAAAUCAAAUACACACACAGAAAAACUGAACCAUUUCGAGACAAAUAGAGGCAUACAUACUGAUCCACAUCAGAAAGUUCACAGUGAACCAACAGACCAGAGAGACCAUCAUUUUCAAACAGUAAAAGACGCUGACAAACAUACUGACUCUGUCCAGAAAUCUAACAGAGAGUCAAAACCGAGUAAAGACCCAACGGUAGAAACAGUAACAGACACCAACAAACAGCCUGACACACAGCACAAGGUAGAGAGAGUGCCAAAACCCAAGACAGACCCUCACAUGCAAGACAUUGCUAAACAGCCUGACCCACACUACAAAGAAGAGACUAAGGCAACACCCCAGGCAGACUCUAAGGUUGAAACAGUAACAGACACUGACAAACAGCCUGACACACACCACAAGGUAGAGAGAGUGCCAAAACCUAAGACAGACCCUCACAUGCAAGACAUUGCUAAACAGCCUGACCCACACUUCAAAGAAGAGACUAAGGCAAAACCCCAGGCAGACUCUAAGGUUGAAACAGUAACAGACACUGACAAACAGCCUGACACACACCACAAGGUAGAGAGAGUGUCAAAACCCAAGACAGAUCCUCACAUGCAAGACAUUGCUAAACAGCCUGACCCACACUUCAAAGGAGAGACAAAGGCAAAACCCCAGGUAGACUCUAAGGUUAAAACAGUAACAGACACCGACAAACGUACAGAUACACACUUCAGGGUAGACGGAGGUGCAACACCGCAAACAGACCCUCAUACUACAGUUGCCAACAAGCAGGGAGACACCACACACCACAAAGACAGUGAGACAACUCCACAUACAAACCCUGGUACAAAAACAGUCCCCAACAGACAGACAGAUACACUGCCCAGAGUGGACAGUGGAACAAAGCCACAUACAGAAACUCGGUCACAAAAGAUGACAAAUACUGACAGACACAAAGAGACACAUAAUGUUGACAGUGCUGCAACGCCACAUACAAUCCAAAAUACACAACCAGUAAAAGGAACCAGCGAACAUGCCGACGCAGACCACAAAAUAAAAAGUGCGGCCACACCACUUACUGACCCUCAUGCAAACAUAGUGACAGACACUAACAAACAUGCACCUACACCACACAGAGGUAACCCAAAUACAGACCCUCAGUCACCAACAGUGACAAACACUGACAGACACAUGAACACACAUCCCAAAGCAGAUCCUAGUGCAAAACCACAUGUUGACCCUGUUGUCACACCAGAAACAGACCCCCACAAAAACAAACACUCCGAUGCAUACCAUCAGGCUGAGAGUGGGGUCACACCACAUGAAGACCCCCAGGUAAAACAAGUGCCAAACGCACAGCAACAUAAUGAAAUACACCACAAAGUAGUAGACGAGACAAAACCAGCCAGUACCGACACUAAUGUACACAGAAAUCUUGACUCUGCAGUGAAGGACAACAGCCAAAGGCAAUCAAGUGUAGAUCCAGAAGAUGCCCAUGAUGUUGGUGAUGUGUCAGAAACUCAUAUCUACUCUCUAAACAGCCCACAGACUCUUUCAGACUCAUCUACUAAAUCUAUAUCAUCUACUAAAUCUAAUACAAGUGAAAACACGAUCGUACAAUCAGAUAGUAAACAUCAUAUGGAAAGCCACGGAGUACCGGUACCUGUACAUUCAAACACACUCAGCUCUAACACAAAUACACCCUCUGGUAUAGUAACAGCCAGUGAUAAACCAGAUAUACCACUAUCUUCCAAAGUCGAACCAUCCGUGGAAGCAUCUUUUUCAAACCCAAAAGAUCGCACUAAGGUUGUCACCACCCCAGAAACUGGGAGAAUAAUUCAAGACACCAGAUUGACAGAAGCUGAUAAAGUUGGAGACGAUCCCAAAGAAGUUCCUCCAACUGACUUGGAUGCAAUUACAAGUCAAGCAGCUAAUGAAAAACUAACCUCCAAAGCACAGCCUCCUACAGAAUCUCCCAAGAUAACUCCAAAGUCCGAGGAUUUCACCAAUCCCAAAACACAAUCUGAGACUGAAACAGUAGAUAACAGUCGUCAGCAUCUGAAGCAAAAUCCUGAGGCUGUUUUUGAAGAAGCACGUAUCAGUAACACUGAGGCUCUAAAACAAAUCCAGCCAGAUGACUUUAAAAAAGUUUCUGUUGGCACACCUGAUUCAAGCAUCGAGCCAACAAAAAUACAGCAAAACAGGCCUGAAGAUACCAAAGCUGAAACACAAACUGUAAGAAGUAUCCCAGAUAACACGGCAUCUGAAACUGGAAAAAGUGUUGAGGAUUUGGAAGAGAAGCCAUCAAGUGGUUCUAUUAAAUAUAACAGUGGAGCAGCUGUCAACAAGCCAGCCUCUGGAGAGGAGUCUCUGGCUAAAGCACCUGAGACAGUCCUCUCAGUGGAUUCUAUCGAACAAGGAACUCAAGCUAGCAACACAGUUCAACAUUCCAAAGUGUCAGAACCUGAUAUAUCAACUUUACCAGCUCACUCUGAACAAGUUCGCACAGACAGUGAUUCAUCCUCGGACAGAUAUACCUUGAAAAUUACACCCCUACCAGAAACGUCUUCAUCAAAUAAGAAACCUCACAUAGAACAGCAUAUAACUUCUGAAACACUAGGCCAGAAUACCAUUCCAGGGGAUGAUUCAGACUCUGAAAAUGUGGUUGGAGGCUCUAGGCAAAGCAAACCAGACCAACCUAAGACAGAAUCUUUUGUUAGUGAUGUAGCCCAGGACAAACAUGUUUCUCGGUCGGUUGGUGGUACAGAAUCUUCGGUUACCAGCAGCGAGCCUAGACAUAAUUUACCAGAUGACAAAGUGUCUGACUCUGGUAAGCCUGAGGAACACAUCGAGCAAGUCCCUCAUGAUAAACCUCAACCAAAGGCUGUCAGUGAUAGUAAAACACAUGCUGACAGUCCAUCAUCAACCUUCCCAAGACAUGAAUCCCAAGACAAUGAAGAGGAACUCAGUGAUGAGAUGAAAGCACUCCUGGCAUACAAGAUUAAGCCGAAAUCUAAACGACUGCGUGUGGUUCACGAUGUCGUCAAUGACGAGGAAGAUUUUCUGGGUGGUAUUUUCAGUGCCCGGGAACAUCAAAUGAAACGCUCAGACGACACCACAGAAGAUGACAAAUCAGAUGAAGAAUCCAGGAAGCGCUCAGAAGCCACGCAUCGCAAAGGAGACAAGACGGAUGAAGAGGGCAAUGACUUGGAUCGAGCAGAGAAGGUACAACCUCUCGGAGACUUGAACUACAGCCCGCGGAAGAUAGAGAUCGACUGGAUGUUAUUUGAACAGCAGCGCAUCACCGCUUCCAUACCAGAUAAAGAGAAGGAGAGAGUCUUGGGGAGGAAGAGGAGAGAGAGGCGUAUUGAGACUGAGUUGGAAGUCAGAGAGCAUGGUGACCAGAUGCGAGGUGACUACGGAGAAAUCAGUGUAGAAGAGAAAGAGGAAGAAAAGGGAGAUCAGAGUAAAGAGGAAAAGGAGGUACAGUCAGACAAGAAUGAGUACGGGAGAAUGAUGCUUUCCAACUAUAAGAGUCCUGGGAAGAGUCCAGAGGAUGAUAUUCUUAGCAAAGAGAUGAGAGGUGAUCUUCAACAAACUGAUUCUGAGGGAGAAAGCGUCUUGACGGCUGAUGCUGGCUCUUCAAGUCCCCCAAGAUGGGAUCAAUUUAGCAAAGGAAUUGAUGAUGAAGACUUAACAUCAGAGGAUUUGGUUGGGUCAACCGGUAGGACUGUCACAAAGUCCAAGCCAAAGGCAGUUAUAGGCAAGAGGAAAGGUUCAAAUGAGGAGUCUGAGGACAGAAAUCAAGGUCAAACAGAGCAACAACAGCCACCAAGCAGUGAACACACCAAGUCAGAUGGUGAUCUCCAUGAAAUCGACAAAAACCCUGAAACAACACAUGAAGAAUCAGAACAGCAAUCCAGCAAGGAGCGUAAAAAUGAACAGGAUGCAAAUCAAGAUAUCCAAGUCAUCGAUGGAACUACUCUCCACGCCUCAGAUCUAGAGCCUACCCCAUCUUCCCAAGAAACGGCUCCAACCAUCAUGCCCACCCCCACCCCUCCACCUACACAGUUACAAGACAGGGAACCAGACCCCACGAGCAGUACGCCUGGCGCCAGCCUCAACCCAACACGGUCCACCGGCCAAGCAGACCCGAACAGAAACCAGGAGCAGGCUGGGGAGAAUUGGCGAUUGGUUCAGCCUGGCCAGGGCAAUAUCUUGCAACACAGUGACAUAGCAGAUCAACAUCAAAAAUUCCUCCAAGAGGCUGAAAAUUAUAUGAAGUCAAGGAAGAAUACCAAGGAUGCACCUUCAAUGACCGAUGUUGUCAAAGGUAUUAUGAGGAAGGGAGUGAUGAGCAACGAAAAAGAGAAACAAAAAGCAACUGGAGAUAACAACACGGCUGAUAAAGAAGACGAAGACGAAGACGCUGAAAAAACAAAUGAACCUGUUGAUCAAGCAAAAGCCGAGAAUCCAGCAGCAAAAGGAGAUAUAGUCCUCCCUUCAGCUCCUGACUUGAACCCCGAAAAAGUCAAGGAGUUCUUUGAAAGGAUGAUAGAGCUUCCUCAUUUCAAGAAUGACCAUGACGCAGCCCUGGCAGAGCUCAAUAAGUACCUGGAAUCUCAAGAUAGGAGGAUAGGUCUGAUGAAGGAUGACUACCAGUUCAAAUUGCGGGAGCAGCUAGAAGCUGAGAAACAAGAGCAGUCGGACGACGAAACACAAGAAGGAAACCAAGAAAGUGGUGAUACAAUAUCAGAUGCCGACACUCUUGAGCAAGAUCACUUUGAGUCUGGAAGAGAAAUGCUGAAGGAAGAAGCGUCAUCAGAUGACGUCUUGCAAGAUGGAGAGAGUGAUCAGAAAGAAAUACCAAACAAGGAUGACGCAGAUCCAGUAAAGGUGCUUCAAGCUGAGGAAGGGCCUGUAGGUGCUGGUUCAGAAGACGAUUUCAAGGAAGAACCAGAAAUAAGAGUAGAAUCACCAGGACAAGUAGUCAGUGAUCCAGCAGAGUUCUUGCAACAAGAUGGAGAACCAGUAGAAGGCUUGGAUGGUCAUUUAGAGGAGCCGGAGUUAAAAGUAGAAACGCCCGUCGAAGAUGCAAAUGAUCCAGCGAAGCUGCUACGACAAGACGGAGAUCCAACAAGUGACGGAGAAGGUGAUAAUUUCAAGGAAGAACCCAAAGUAGAGGUCGAACCUCCAGUGACAGAGCAUUAUGAUCCGGCAAACCUAUUGCGACAAGAUGGAGGUCCAACUGAUGAAAGUGUAGAUGAAUUAGCUAUACGUCAUAUCCGGGAGGAGGAAGAGAGAAAAGUGAAAGAGAUACAAGAAAAGGAGGAUAAUAAUCCUCAAGUUGCCAAGCCAGAAGGUGAGGAGAAAGAACCUGAAAUUCAGGAUGACAGAGAACUGAAUUGGGAACCAGUUCUUUCAUACCAGGAAAUCUUUAAACAGAGAGGUCAAGAUGAAGCUUCCAAAGGUGAAGGAACGGACCAUGAUUCAGAAGAAUUACCACGUGAACCAAAUCUAAAUACCAAGCCAAAUCUUGGGGUACUGGAUCAGGAACAGGGUGAAUUUGAGGUGGCAGAAGAACCAAGAACUGAAAUAGAUUUUGAUGCUGUGCCCGAAGAAGCUGGUCAAGAUAAAUAUCCGGAAAAGAAAGUAUUGGAUAUCAGUCACAAAGGUCCAUCAGGGGUAGAGUCAAAAGAAACAAAAGAUGAAGCAAUUGGACUUGGGAAUAGAGAGGAUAACCACAAAUCUGAGGGAACUAAUCCAGAAAGUGAGCAAUUUGAUGUCAACAACAAUGAGUUUCCUCCACAAGAGUCAUCCAGAACAGUUCAGUUUGACCCAGAUAUUAAAGAAUUGCUGAAUGAUUUUGAUCUGAUGGAUAGUACUGGAAGUGAUGAGAAUGGAAUUCAAGACAUUGACCAUGUGUCACAUGAGACGACCACCGAGCCAAGUGUAUCCCAUGAUGCACUAGAGCCACCAUCACCCAUCGACCCAAACCUAGAACGGAUACACAACUUGGAGGAUACAGCACCAACUCCUGUAGAACAACCAGCAGCUAGCACACCACCACCUCCUAUGGCAUCCAAUCAAGAGGACUCACAACCCGCCAUUAAUGUUGAUCAACAGGGCCAUAAACCAUCCAGCGCAGGGAUGGUAUUUGAAGGUGGUAACUCCAAUGUACAUCCUGAGAUUGAGGUUGCAGUUCCUGGUGAUGAGGAUGUCAGAGAAGUUCCCAACAGAUUCAACAGAAGGCAGGUGCCGUUGGGACUAGAAGACGAUGAGACGCUUUCUGAUACCAUGAAUGCAACGUAUGAUGAUUGGUCUACAGCCGGAUUCAACAUGAUGAAACCACUACUGCUAGCGGUCAACACAUCACUCCAACCACUCGUCCAAAUGUUACCAGAUGAUGUUCAAGUCGCUCUCCAUGGAGCUGAUUUCUUGGGCAUUCCUUGGCCCAUUGUCAUCAUUGUUGAACUCAUCAGCUGUGCUGUCUUCUCAUUCCUCCUCUGUGUUUGUAUAUGCAGCUGCAGAAACCCAAAAGCAUUUAAUGCGUCCAUGCUGGAUGAGAUAGAAGCUCUCCAUGGUCAGAAAGCAGACAUCUUAGACACGUUGGAUAUGACCACGAGUCAGUUCCAAUCUCAGAAUCGGCAGUUUUACGAGCUGAAACAGAGCAUUGACAAGACCUCACAGGAAAAAAAUGACAUGAUGCAAUCCUGCACUGACUUGAAAGACAAGGAGCGAAAACUGCAGAAAGAGUUGAAGACCAAACAAUCAAUAGUCACCCAACAAGAAAGCAAGCUGAAAUCAACUCAAGAACAGGUGGAUCUGUACGAGGAACAGGUUAGCACAGCCAAUCAGACGAUAGCUGCCUUACAACAACAGGUGCUAGAUCUUAAGGAUAGCUUGCACUUCAGCAGCAAUAACAUGUCUGCGUUACAACACAAGGUCCAGUCAUUGUCUGAACAGAAUCAGCUGUUGACAUCAGCAAAGGAACAACUGACGGAAGAAGUAACGGGCUGGAAUGAGAGGGUUUCGGAGAUGAAUGAGCAAGUGGAGCUUCUUCACAAUGAGAAAAAGGACCUCGAAGAAUCAGUGACAUUCAAAGACAAUGAAAUUGAGGUCUUGAAAGACUGUCUACUACAGCUGAAAGGACUACAGAGCACGGAGGAGGAUGACACAGAAGUUGAUAAUGAAGCCAGGGUACAGCAACUCAUGGAUGUAACAAGAGUGAGUGCCAAGUUGUCUCUUGUGGAAAGUGAAAAGAAUGAAGUCGAGGCCAAGUAUGAGGAAGAAGUCAAAGGGAGACGAGAACUGGAAGCCAAGAUUGGUUCCCUCCAACAAGACGUAGACACAGCCCAGUCUAACUACAAGCAGGCAAAGAGCAGCUUGAGUGAGGCACAGACGAAGCUAGACGUCAUGACGGAAUACUUCAAGAAUAAAGAGGUGGAUUUACAGAGGAAACUUGGCCGUGAAGAGGCUCUGAGGCUACAGAGUGAUUCCAAGCUAGAGACUGCCGAUGGUAAAGCAGCAUCAGCAGAAGUUGAGGUUACCAACUACAGGACUCAGAUCAGAGAUCUGAAAGAGGAACUGGAAAAAGCUGAGAGGAAUUUCAGAAAUCAAGUUGCAGCUCAUGAGAAGAAAGCACAUGACAGCUGGAUUUCUGCCCGGUCUGCGGAGAGGGAACUUCAGGAGGCAAAGAGAGAAGCCGCCAAUCUGAGACACAGAUUGACGGAGCUUGAGGGUCGACGAGCUAAAACUGAAACAGCUCCCUUAUACAAACCAUCCCCAUCUGGACGUGAGGGGAGCCCACAGCCCUUAAAGCAAGGCACCGGUGCACCUAGCAGGAAUAGUCUUCUAGCAGACACCCCUUCACCACCCCACCUUGACCCCGGCAGGCCCCUAUCCCCACGUCGACCCAGCUACCCUGCUGACCACCCCUCCUCACCCCCAUUGGACGGCAACAUGGACCCCUACCGACGCACCUCCAGAUCUGGCAGGGAUUCUGGACCACACCCACCAUUCCCUGAUGAUAGACCGCCGCCACCACCCGACAUGCGUAGAGACAUGGACUUCCCACCGAUGGGUAGAGCGCCCCCACAUGGUCGUCACUCCCGCGGUCCCCCAAUGCCAGAUAUGGACUACGACCCUCACGAUAUGAGAGACAUGAGUCCUGGCCCGCCUCCAGAUUUCCGAUUUGACCCCCAUGGGCCACCACCACCAGAUAUGGAUUUUGAUCCUCAUGGCCCGCCCCCUUUUGGUGGACCCCCACCCCCUCUACGACACCCCUUUGCUCCGAGAGACUUCCCCCCUCAUCCAGAUGACUUCGACCGUCGAGGACCUCCAAUGGAUGACCGUGAUUUUGGCCCCCCACCCAUGGAUGACCGUGAUUUCAGGGGGUACGGACCCCCACCCCCUGGAAUGGACUUUGGUCCCCGUGGCCCACCGCCACCUGGACCUAUGCAUGGUCCGGGGCCCUAUCCAAAUGACAUGGGGCCACCGCCCAUGGAUAGACCCCCUCCACCUAUGGGUCCACAUGGACCUUCACCAGGCCCAAGAAAUCCAGGUAUAAGACCAGGCAGUCGUGGUCCCUUCCCCCCUCCUGCUGGAGCCCCGCCCCCAGGAGGGUUCCCACCGAGUGGUCCGUCGUUUGGUACUCCAUCAGGAUCACACAGAACAUCAACGCCAUUAGAGGGGACGCCAGUCACACCACAGACUAGGCCCAGCUCCAGACCAAUGCAAGGACCAUGAAAGCAUUAGGUACUUCAAUAAACUGAUUUUAUGCACACACACAAGAAUAACAAUACAAAAUCUGACGUGGAAAACUACAGAAAAUGUGAACUCAAUUUUGCAUUAGCUUGUGUAAAUAACUGUAGCGACCAAGUCUUAUGCAUUUCUCAAGAAAAGAGAAAGAUGUAUCUUCUUUUGGAUUUCUCGUCAAAAGAUGGGUUUUUACGAACACUGUUUCUACUUAAAGCUGUCGAUUGGUGUAGAUAAAAUGUAAUUUGUAGAACUUCCGACACUUCCCUCUAACUUCUUGCAGCUUUAUUCCAUUCCCAUUAUAAAGUGAUCAUAUCAAACAUUUUACCCCCUUUUUUCAAGUAACAAGAUACAAAACUAGGAUUUAUUAAAAAAACUGUGAAUAAAUAAAAUUGCUACAAGUAAAUGACUGAGAUUUUUGAUUUACCUUAAAUUGUAAUUAUUUUAGUUGCCCCUUCCCCAACCCUGAAAUAGCAGCUACGUGUAGAUUAUGUAUUCAAAGUAAAGCAUUUUGUUUUAAAAAAUUUAUCAUGAUUAUUAUUUUGUCUGUUUAUUACUUUUACAGGUUUGUUUUCCGUGCACGCAUUUAAAAAUACACCUUUUAUUCAAUCUGAUUGAUAGCUUUGAAAGUAAGAUAAAUAUUGCCAACUCGUAUAAUCGAAUGUAUGAUUCUGAUUUUAUUUUUGGAGGCCCUUUUUCCAUUCUGCUCAAGCUUUGCACAAAAUUAAAAUUCUGUUAUUAAAUUUAAAAGUUUGCAAAAGCUCUGAUAUCCGGGAUUCAGUAUCUGAUAUUCUAGUUGUGAGAAUGAAAAGGUUAAGUCAACUGAGAUGGUCCCAUUAAUGAUUAUAAUCCCGGUGGUCAGGGGUAACACAUAGUGAUGUUAUGUGUUGCAUUCUGAUAGUAAAAUGGUAACAUUUAUGUCAAAAGAAAAUAAUGAAGCAGUGCAGGCUUUUCUGUUUUAAAAGACAAAAAUCUGAACUCGCCCUUAAGUAUGUUUGCUCCGAGUAAUAUUCUGUAAACAGAAAUGAUCACCAGAUUGUAGCUUUGAAUAAGUAGCAUUUUGGAGCAGGGCUCAGAUUAGUGCAAUAAAUAUCAAUGAUUACAUUGUAAUACAGAGAAGACUA
Molecule: messenger RNA, 10159 nt
Organism: Patiria miniata (bat star)
Lineage: Eukaryota; Metazoa; Echinodermata; Asteroidea; Valvatida; Asterinidae
Product: transport and Golgi organization protein 1 homolog
Exons: 25
Coding region: 165-9026 (2953 amino acids)
Biological process (GO): protein secretion; endoplasmic reticulum to Golgi vesicle-mediated transport; vesicle cargo loading
Cellular component (GO): endoplasmic reticulum membrane; endoplasmic reticulum exit site
Molecular function (GO): protein binding
Source: RefSeq, a predicted model, not a curated record